Molecule: messenger RNA, 5178 nt
Organism: Vollenhovia emeryi
Lineage: Eukaryota; Metazoa; Arthropoda; Insecta; Hymenoptera; Formicidae
Exons: 3
Coding region: 1655-3673 (672 amino acids)
Source: RefSeq, a predicted model, not a curated record
CAGGUUUUAGAAAGGUUGCUCAGAUAACAAUUCUUGCGCGCAAAUUUUGCUUGUCUCGUGCAUGCAAAUUUGUAUGAGAUUUGCCUGAGUUUUGCCCGUAGGAUGUGUUUAGUUCGUGCUUUUGCACGCUCAUGUAUUAAUGUAUAAUUCUGCGCGCAAAUAUCUAACAAUUCACGCACAAAAAUGGCUUAACAACGCAAGCAAAAUCCUAUCCAAGUACGUGGUCGCAAUACUAGAUGUUUGCGCGCAAAAUGUUUUCUGGGUACACAUAAUAAAAAUGUAUGCUAAUAAGAAUCUUAUAAUUUUAUACAAAUGACAAGGGAUCAUUUCCACUAGGGCAAAUUCGAAAAUAAAAAACCACAAAAAGUCACGACGACUUCUCCUACGCUCAUAAAGUAUUUAUCAAAUUAUGAAAUUCUGUGAAUUUCAUAUUGAUUUAUCCUAUGCAUUUCGACGAAACGUUUAAUCAACUUAGAUUUCACCAUCGAGCUUUCGAGAUCCUCGUGCAGCCAUGAAGAUCUACGUCAGUCAAUCACACUACGUCUUUUGCGGGCCACGGGUUCGCCGCGUGCCCUCGGGGCGAAAAACAGGGUGACUUUUUUUUCUACCGCGCCGCCCUAUCCCUCUCGCACCGAUAAUGUUUCUAACAAUAAGUUUCAUAACGUUACGACGGCGAGGCGAGCGGAGACGUGGACGUCAAGAUGUUUGCACUCGUUGGCGGAGUAGAUUGGCGUGGGCAUCCGCGCCAGGUGAACGAAUUCCCCAUGCAAUCCGCCUAAUCUUUCGACCGCGACGGGAUGGCCCACGGGAGUUUCGACCAACGGACAUAAAUAUACGGACGAGAGUCAGCCCGUCGCCAUUCUAGUCAAGGAACUCGCGAACACCGGAGACACUCGCCAACAGGUGAACGCCGCAACAGGUAAGGGAUGAAUUAUCAAAUUGGCACGGAAGGCUACAAAUUUCUCCAUCCUUUGCCACGCCGUGAUUUUAAAUAAAAUCAUAUUUUAUAUAUUGACUAAAGGUGUUUUUUUUAAAUUUUUUCGACUAAUAAUCCCUCUUUAAACCAACAAGAUAGCAAUUAUGAUAAUUCAACGGUUUUUAUUUUGUCAACAGGUAUUUAUAUCGAUCGAGAAUUAAUUUCGAUAAUAAUAGCUUAAAAUAUAUGUUAAUUACAAUAACAAAAUUAUUGGUAAUGCAUUUUAAAUUUGACGAGCUCUGGUUAAUGUACUUUCGACGCGCGUACAAGACGUUAAUUUUAAUUACGUGUUUCUUUAUUCAUUAAGUUUAAUAUCUCCGAGUAAAAGAAUUGAUUGUAUAUUCCUAAAUUUUUGUAACAGUCUUCGUCAUUGAUCGCAACAAAAUACCGCGUACACUUUUUUUUCUACGCAAUAAUUAACAAAAUAGGAUGGAGCAGAAUUGUAUGUCCACAUGACAUUAAUAUUCAUAAUAGUCUUAUUAAUUGGAUGUGACCCUGAACGAGAAAUAUUUUCUUGUAUACUCGAAUAUAUUAUGAUAAAUAUAAAUAGGAAAACUCUGAAAAUAGUAAGAGCGCUUUAACAAAACUAUCGAAAGGUAAUUCUUUUAUAUUGCGCUGCGUCACGGUAUUGAAAAUGUAAUCUAUGUAUAAUAUGCAUAAAUCUUUCAUCUUCCAGCAAUGAAGAAAAUAUUGUUGGCCACAACCUUGCUAUCGAUAGCAGUAUCCGAAAAUAUUCUAAUGGAAAACCACCCAAGACCGAAGACGGCAUGGAUCUGCGACAAGCAGCUGUGGAAUAAGAAAGCAAAGCGAAUACCAUGGAAAGAUAUUCCUUCUAAAAUAGAGGAAUCCUUAAACUAUGAGAACGACAGACAGUUCCCUCGGAUUUCGGACACGCGAUUCAUUGGCGAAUCAAGAAAACUACCCUCAACGAUCAUCAGGCGGCACGAAAUGGAGCGGUUUCCACAGGAUGACUUAUCUUUCGACAAGUCAAAAUUUGACAGCACUAAACCGAGAGUUUUGAUCUCUAUCGGCAUCCAAGAGGAGAAAAACGGGAACGAUUUGCAAGAAAACUGCUCGAAAAGAAAGAGCUAUUGUAAGCAACAUCAAGGCUGGCAGCUUCAACAACCGUUCUACGUGGAGGAGCCAACGUGGGUCGACAUCGAUAUCGACUAUUUAGACUCUUCUCAGCGCAUGGACAACGGUGACCCUUACAUAUUAUCACGAGGAAAGAAAAUUUAUCGAAUUAAGGAUCCGGAACAGAUGGGCAUUGAAGAUUACGAAGCGGCUCUCGGUUACCCGAACAAAAGCAAAAAAUUGUUAAUAAAAAGUCGCGUGAGAAGGUCUGCCGAGACGAACGAUGGAUCUCAGGAUAAAGCAGCCGAUGUAAAGAACAAUCAGAUAAUGGAGAGAAAUCGCUAUAAUUCCCGUCAAGAUCUGAACGGAGAUACAAACGAUGCUGCGAUUGUCGAAAUAGAGAGCAGAGGUGAGGCAUUUUCCAAAAUCGAUAACACAUCGAAAGAAGCCGAAAAGUCGAAGGACACGAGCUACGGUGUCGUUACUAAAAAUUAUGAAAAGGACGAUCCGAGGAAUUUGGCGAAAAGAUCGUUGCAAGGAUUCAAAUUUGCAAAGCAGAAUCGCAUACUCGCGAAAGGCGUAAUUACAGAUUUUGCCGAGCAGAAGCAGGAGAUACAGCGCGAGGAUGUUCCCAACGAUGUUGAAACUGACAGUAGCAAAACUGCGAAAAUCGACCAAGAGAGAUUCAAUGAUAGCAAGAGUCGCUUUGCUAUUAAUAUAAAUAAAAGGAAAAAGUCGGUGUUACUGAAGCUCCCCGAAACCCGUAAGAAACGAGGGCUCUAUGAAAGUGACGCGAAUUCUAAGAAAGACGAGAAGAACGAGACGUACGAUCCGAUGAAGACUGAAGCUUACGUCAACGAGCUGAACGAUCCAGGCACCCGCGAUGACUUUUACACCUUACCCCGAAAUAAAGAUCCGUUUCACAACGAGGUAGAACGCUCGAAUAAAAUAGAUACAGACCGUAACGAAUCCAUCGAGAAAGCAUGGGAACUUUAUUAUGCGCACCGCAAGAAAUUGGAAAGCGAGGGGAAAACGAAGAAUGAGGAGAGCAGAUUUGAAAUUAACAAAGACAAUACAGAAGUGACAGAUUCGCAAUUAACAAGCCAAUCCGACUCGAAGAAUCCCGAGAUGCAGACUUGGAAUUACCGAGAGAAGCGUAAUGUUUGCAAGACCUGUAAAAUUAAAUUGCAGCUGCGACAGGCUGAAUGGCUGGAGGAUAUCGGGAAGAAGCUUCAGGAUUCGCUGUCUUUAGAGCGAAGAGACAAGCACAGCGAUAUUUUGGAGCGUCUAACCGAGCCGUACAUUAUCUCCCGAGGUAAGAAGGUGCCGCUAGACUUCGGGAAGAACCUCUUCUCCCCGAACAACGAGGAUCGCGCUAAAACGACGAGCCUCCCGAUCGCGGAGAGUCUUCUAAGGGUGUUACUGAGAGAAACGUCCAGAUGUAACAACAACAAUUGCGACGUCAACGCGAACCGGCUAGCAAACGAGCGACUGUCACCGAGGGACCGACGCGGCACGCUCGACGAAAUCCUCGCGGCAUACGAUCCGUACUACGUGGCCAGAGGAAAACGAAUGUACCGAGAUGAAAAGGACGUCUCACUCGAAACAAAUGCGCGACAAUAGGCCGUGAAAGACGUGUUCCGCAAGAUAUAAUCGCUAGCUCUACGAGGUGUCUCUCAAAGAUCGCCCGUUAAUUACAUUCACGGCGCUAUUCCUUAUGAAAAAUCGAGAAGUUCUGGACCAUCUUUUUCUCGUGAUGCUUAAUAAAGCAGUGAUUAUUGAGUCAAUCUAAUCGGUCAGUAAGCCGGCACAAAGACGGCGAUUGGAUUGACUUUACUGGACAAUAUUACUGCUUUUCAAUUAAACAUUCGCUUUCUAAACAGGAAACGUUACCGGCGUGAAUGUCGUUAAUAUCGAACUGUUGAGGCCUCUUUGCCGCGGAGCCGAUUGAUUUUCUCGAAGCGCGGUGUGCUUUACUUCUCUUUUAGAUUCAUGUUAUGCUUCACUCCCUUUGCUUAAUGUGUCACGUUGCUCAUCAGUUAACUUUUAACUAUUUGUUACGCGUAAAAAUUAUCGUAAGAAAGUAAGGAAAACUAAAUCACUUAGCGCGCGCAAGUGUUGUUCUAGUUGUAGAAAAAAAAAGAUUCACGAUUUUGCAACUACAUUUGCGAUAAGGAACAGUCUUGUGCAAUUAGUGCGCGAACUUUAAGAAGGUAUCCUGCUUACAAUUAGUACCCCGGUGAGAAGGGCAAGAACGGGGAUGUCAGCGUGACACGACUUGCUUUGGAUCGCGAUGCAAUACGGCAAUCGGUGAAUCGCUGUUUCUCAAUUGACACACGCAUAUUAAAGUAUACAAUGAAUUGUGUAAGAUAGAGAUCUCGUGAAAAAAAAUAAAAGUAAUCUUACUAAAAAUAUUGACGACCACGUAACGCUCGGAGUUUGCACGUACGACACUCCUCUUCCAGUACGAGUACGAAAUUUAACUUGAGAAAAAUCUAUAUACGCAUGCGAUUAAAUCCACGUUUGUAUAAUUUAUUUGCAUUGUAAUUCAGCAACACUUUAUAUGCGCGUACGCGUCAUCGAAUUCGAAGUGGGUGUACACAAAAAGGCGCGUGGAGAGAAUGACUUUCGAUUGUAAAUUACGAAAACGCAAUUUGUAACAUAUGUUAAGAGAACAAAAAUGAAUAUAAACAUUAGAAGUUAACUAGAGUACAUAGUAAUACGUUCCCUGUGUGCAUGAGGACCAGUUAACUCUUUCGCGAGCGCGUUACUUUUCUCGUCCAUUAACUUUUGUCUAAAUAACGUUUUUUUCAGUGAACGCAUGCUAAAUCAUCGAGUCUUUUCAAAUUUUGUAAGACUCACUGUGUCCCAGUGCUCACGAAAGAGUUAAAAGGUGCAUUGUCGGAAAGAUUUUGCUGAAAGUUUUACGAAAUCGGCGAGAAGUGAAAUAAAGUUAUUGAGAAAUGAUCGAGUGCGUCUCAAAACGAGUAAUUCUUUUUAGGAAAUUCAGUGUAACACUGUGGAAUAUAAGGAGAGUUAAAGUAUUCUGUUAAAAAGUAAUAGAACAUUAUAAAAUAUUAGAUAUUAUACAGGGUGUUAAAUUUUAAACGUAACAGGUGGAAUAUUUC